GUGGCUGCACGUGGCAGCUCGGCUUGCGCUGGCGAUGGGCUCCGAGCCGGCGGCCAGCGCCGCGGUGACCCUGAUGACCGGCGUGUCGGGCAAGGCGCACGGCGAGCGCCGCUGCCUGACGCUCUUCGACACCGAGGCCCGGCCGUUCGCCUUCGAUCGCGUGCGGGCGAUCCUUCACACCGACGAGACAGCGGCCAUGGUGAAGAAACUGCAAGCCCAGUUCCGAGACUACCUCCGCAAGUUCGCUGACAACGCAACUUUCGGAGGGCGCACUGUGCAGGAACGUCUCAGCAGUAGGGUCGACUCAAUUGGGGUGCUGUUCAUGUACCCGUUCAGCGACUACACCGAUGCGGAAGUGGGCCAGUAUCCCCUCACCAGACUGGUGUUCACGCCGGUGAGCGUGCCACAGAACGCUUCGUUCUGGGAGCACCUUCGUUUGGUCAAGGAGGCCAUGUUUGAAGUGGGCAUGCGCGACGACUACAACAACUACAAUCUCUCAUUUCAACACUUCAGCCCGUUCGAGUAUGAACCCUACUUUGCUUGGCACACUGGAACACUGUAUAUACCGCCGCUUUUCUACCAGAAGUUAUCGACCAUGACAGACGCCAAGGACGAGGAGGGCAUGUAA
Molecule: messenger RNA, 628 nt
Organism: Dermacentor silvarum
Lineage: Eukaryota; Metazoa; Arthropoda; Arachnida; Ixodida; Ixodidae
Exons: 6
Coding region: 35-628 (197 amino acids)
Source: RefSeq, a predicted model, not a curated record